Molecule: messenger RNA, 1422 nt
Organism: Talaromyces atroroseus
Lineage: Eukaryota; Fungi; Ascomycota; Eurotiomycetes; Eurotiales; Trichocomaceae
Exons: 5
Coding region: 1-1422 (473 amino acids)
Biological process (GO): DNA-templated transcription
Molecular function (GO): DNA binding; zinc ion binding
Source: RefSeq, a predicted model, not a curated record
AUGGCAGCUAUUUUGCCCCCUUCUGGACCCGAAUCUCAACUUACACCCAAACAAGAGGCUAACACUCCUGUCUUUAUGGGCAGCACAUCUCUGCGUGCACACACUGCCUUUGUAAAUAAGCUUCUCAAGGAAAGAGUCUUGGGAUCAACUGACUUUGACGAUCUGGCUCCCCAGAUGCAAGCCGCCAUUUCUACUUUAGAGCAUACUGUGUCCGAUCAGAAUACUUUGGGGGUAACAUUCUCCCUCCUAUGCUGCUUCAUGACAAUAGACGACUCUAUCAAACACUGCAACAAAGUGUGCUUCGCCAUCGAAGGCUUCAACCUCACAGAUUACAUUAUAGUUAAUGGAGGGCUUUACUACUUGUUUAAUGAGAAAGCUCAUAAUAUUAACAUUGGCGCAGAGAAAGCAAGUUAUGUUCAAUAUCAUACCAUGUGCAAAUCAAAUCUUGAAUUGGCACUAAGUAACCUGGGCUUCUUCAUGGAUUCAAGCAAAGAGAAUAUUGCGGCUCUCCUAUUCGGUGUGAUCUAUGCCAUUGAGAUUUCGAGGCCUCUACUCGCCUUGAAAAUGAAUCAUUCGGCGAUCCAAAUGUGUGAGACAUUGGGCUACCAUCGCCUUCCCAUGAGCGCCGGUAUAUCCAACUAUGAUACCCAACUGUCCUCCGAGUCGAACCUUUUCUGGUACGCGUACAUGAUAGACAAGGGGCUGGCCUUGAGGCUAGGCAGAUCGUCUGCCAUUCGAGAUCAAGAUAUCACUAUACCUGUGAUAGCGAGCUCAUCGUCAUUAAUAAACCCAUCAGAACAGUUUUUCAAUUCGUGGGUCCGACACUCAAAAGUCCAAGGGAGAAUUUAUGACGAGUUGUAUAGCUUCACAGCGCUGUCCUCAACGCACGCGGAGAGAAUGCAGCGUGGCCUAGUCCUGGCCGAGGAAGUCAAGUCCUUAAUACAAGUGACCACAGAUCUCCUCCCGAAUGUCACAUGCAAGGAAAAUGCGGGGAAAUACCAGCUGGAUGGUGUCAAUUCUCUUGAAGUUAGCUCGAAGUCAGAAAUUGUCACACUUCAUGCGACAUUAACCCUUAUAUACCGCGCUGUCAGGACGCUUAUCGUGACGCCCUUUAUACCAUUCAUCAUUAUUUUUUGCCAUGCGGCUGAGUCGUCGAGUGAUAUUGAUCUUCAUCUACUUCGGGAAUUUGUCCAAUCAUUACAAGGGAUUCGUAAUGUAUCUGAAGCCAUUGACCAACUUCUCUCGCUAGCCGAGGUUCUUCUCCACAUUGCUGUGCUCUGCAAAGAGGCAAAUAGAGAGAAUGCAGAGGUCCAACAGUCACUGCUCAUAGGACCUGAGUUCGAGCUUUAUUUCAGUCAAUGUGGCUUCAUGCCCCCUCUGUUUGACGAGAUGACGUUCCGCGAGGGGCUCGGAGGGUCUUAG